Molecule: messenger RNA, 1092 nt
Organism: Vigna unguiculata (cowpea)
Lineage: Eukaryota; Viridiplantae; Streptophyta; Magnoliopsida; Fabales; Fabaceae
Product: isoflavone 4'-O-methyltransferase-like
Molecular function (GO): O-methyltransferase activity; protein dimerization activity
Source: RefSeq, a predicted model, not a curated record
AUGGGUUUCUGUAGCAAUGGCAGAGAAGAGAGUGAAAUGUAUCACGCUCAAAUCCACCUGUACAAACACGUGUACAACUUCGUGAGCUCUAUGGCUCUCAAGUCCGCCAUGGAACUAGGCAUAGCCGACGCAAUCCACAGCCACGGAGAACCCAUCACCAUUUCUGAGUUAGCCUCUGCACUCAAACUCCACCCCUCAAAACUCUCCGUUCUCCACCGAUUCAUGCGCCUUCUAACACAUAAUGGGUUCUUCGCCAAAACAACAGUGGGGUCACAUAAAGGAGGAGGAGGAGAAGAAACACUCUAUGAUCUCACUCCUCCUUCCAAGCUUCUGAUCCGAACCGAGUCAACGUGUUUGGCUCCUAUUGUUAAGGGCGCGCUUCAUUCGAGUUCCAUCGAUAUGUGGCACUCCUCCGACAAGUGGUUCACUGAGGAUAAGGAACUCUCGCUGUAUGAGAGUGCCAUGGGAGAGAGUUUCUGGGAGUUUUUGAACAAGGCCACUGAAUCUGAUACGCUUAACAUGUUUCAUGAAGCCAUGGCAGCAGAUUCUAGAAUGUUCAAGAUGGCUCUGGAAGAGUGCAAGCAUGUGUUUGAGGGAUUGAGUUCCCUUGUCGAUGUGGGAGGUGGAACUGGUGCUGUCACGAGCAUCAUCCAUGAACUCUUCCCUCACAUGAAGUGUACGGUGUUUGAUCAACCGCAGGUUGUGGCUAACUUGACUGGAACUGAAAAUUUGAACUUUGUUGGUGGGGAUAUGUUCAAAUCCAUCCCUUCAGCUGAUGCAGUUUUGCUCAAGUGGGUUCUGCAUGAUUGGAACGACGAGCUCGCAGUGAAGAUAUUGAAGAACUGCAAAGAAGCCAUUUCAGGGAAAGGGAAAGGGAAAGUGAUAAUCAUAGACAUAGCAAUAGAUGAAGCAAGUGAUGGUCGUGAAUUGACAGAGUUGAAGCUCAACUAUGACUUGGUGAUGCUCACUAUGUUGAAUGGAAAAGAAAGAGAGAGAAAGGAAUGGGAGAAACUUAUUUAUGAUGCAGGCUUCAGCAGCUACGACAUCACCCCCAUAUGUGGCUUCAAAUCUCUCAUCCAACUUUAUCCUUAA